This is a messenger RNA of Ilex paraguariensis (yerba mate), 423 nucleotides long. Lineage: Eukaryota; Viridiplantae; Streptophyta; Magnoliopsida; Aquifoliales; Aquifoliaceae. The record is from the annotation of a GenBank genome assembly.
AUGAUGACCGAAUCUGAUGGAGAGACUGCUUCUUUGUUCCCAAAGGCUGCCCGAAUGAGGAACUUGACUUACUCAUCUCCACUUUACGUAGAUGUUACCAAGAGAGUGAUAAAGAAAGGCUAUGACUGUGAAGAAGUCACUGAGACUCAGGAUUUUAGCAAAGUUUUUAUUGGAAAGGAGAACGAUUUAACGGAGGUGGGAGAGUGUCCUUACGAUCAAGGUGGCUACUUCAUUAUCAAUGGAAGUGAGAAAGUUUUGAUUGCUCAGGAGAAGAUGAGUACCAACCAUGUCUAUGUGUUCAAGAAAAGGCAGCCUAACAAGUAUGCUUAUGUGGCUUAUGUUCGGUCUGUGUCUGAAUCCCAAAACAAGUCCCCCAGUGGCAUGUUUGUCAGGAUGCUCGCUCGGACAAGUGCCAAAGGGUAA